AUGAGUGAGGAAAGGAAGGAGGUCAAGAGCAAUGGACUGGAGAAGCUGCCACUUCACGCAAAUGCAAAUAUUAAAUACAAGGAGGAGAUUGGUGUUGGCUACAGGUGGGGAGGCCACACCCUGGCAAAUCAGUCAAAAGCACCUGAGAGUCGUUAUAUUACUGCCAGCAGUUCUGAAGUGUUUUCAUCAGAAGGCCCUAGUGUUACUCUGUCCUGUACCUAUGCAGUUAAAGCUGAUAAUCUCGUGUGGUAUCGACAGGAUCCUGGAUCAAGCUACGAGGAGACAGAGACUCAGGGAGGAGCUGAGCUGUUACUGAACUAUAGAAGAGAGAGGAACUUCUAUAUUCAACAGACUCCAAUACACAAAUCAGCAACAUUACCUUUAUUCAACAUGCUGUCACUGCAUUGUAUGAUUUCUCUUCUGUUUUUUUCCAUCCUCACAGGUGUCAGCUGUGAAGAACUCACUCCAGUCGAGAAAGAAGAGAACAGUUUAGAAGGAAGCUCUGUUACUUUGUCCUGCAGAUACUCAAAACAAGCUGAUAAUGAUUAUUUCUUCUGGUAUCGACAAUAUUCAGGAAAACCACCAGAGUUCAUCAUAUUCAUCUCAGAGAUGUACUUUACAAAACAAGCAGAAUCUCUGACAAGAUUCUAUGCUAAAUUGUCUGAAGAAAAGCAUAGUGUGGAUCUUCAGAUCUCCUCUGCUGCAGUGACAGACUCUGCUCUGUACUACUGUGCUGUGAGGCCCACAGUGACAGCAAACCCACAGUCUCUGUACAAAAACACAAGCUGA
Molecule: messenger RNA, 789 nt
Organism: Perca flavescens (yellow perch)
Lineage: Eukaryota; Metazoa; Chordata; Actinopteri; Perciformes; Percidae
Exons: 4
Coding region: 1-789 (262 amino acids)
Source: RefSeq, a predicted model, not a curated record